AUGCACUCAAAGGUGAUCUGCUGUAAGCUCUACAUCUCUGAAAGCCAAAAUGCGGCUGUUGUCGAUGCCAUCAGCCGCAUAGGCCAGAAAGACCCUGAGGUGGUUCUACUCAACAAGUUCGAGGAUGAGUACUACAACCGUGUCCGCUACACGCUUGUCUCCUAUAUUAACAGUGAAAGCGCAACUGGUGAAGCUGUAUUUAGCCCAAUCAGGAAGGUGCUGCUGGCGAUGAUCGAGGCUGCAUUUUCAGCCAUAAACCUCGAAGUGCACUGUGGAACUCAUCCAAGGAUCGGUGUCGUCGAUGACAUUUCAUUCCACCCCUUGACUCAAGCGGCCACAAUGGAGGAUGCUGCUCAGCUGGCUAAGCUGGUAGCCUCUGACAUUGGCAAUGGCUUGCAAGUUCCAGUGUUCCUAUAUGCGGCAGCACACCCCACCGGCAAGAGCGUCAGUGCAGUCCGGCGUGAGCUCGGCUACUUCCGGCCAAACCACAAGGGUGUCCAAUGGGCAGGCCCGGUGCUCCCUGACACUCUACCGAUGAAGCCGGAUGUGGGCCCAGUACACGUUCCUCAUGAAAGAGGCGCCACCAUGGUCGGAGCUCAACCUUUGGUCGAGAGCUACAAUGUGCCGAUAUUCUGCAAGGAUGUCCCGACCGUGGAGGCGGAGUGCGCGCCGCUGGAGGCCAAUGGCGUCCGUGCGCCAGGCGGCGCGGAAGGCAUGGAGGGCAAGCGCACCGACCAGGCAAAGCUCAGCACGAUGCACCCGAAGGUUAUCUGCUGCAAGCUCUACAUCUCUGAAAGCCAAAAUGGGGCUGUUGUCGAUUCCAUCAGCCGCAUAGGCCAGAAAGACCCUGAGGUGGUUUUGCUCAGCAAGUUCGAGGACGAGUACUACAACCGUGUCCGCUACACGCUCGUCUCCUACAUCACCAGCGAAAGCUCAACCGGUGAAGCCGUAUUUAGCCCAAUCAGGAAGGUGUUGCUGGCGAUGAUCGAGGCUGCAUUUUCAGCCAUAAAUCUCGAAGUGCACAGUGGAACUCAUCCAAGGAUUGGUGUCGUCGAUGACAUGUCGUUCCACCCCCUGAGUCAAGCAGCCACCAUGGAGGAUGCUGCACAGCUGGCUAAGCUGGUGGCCUCUGACAUUGGAAAUGGCUUGCAAGAAGAGCAAGGGCUUGAGGUCGACAAGGGUUACUUCACCGACCUGUCCAAGGACAUGAUGCUGGAAAGGUACUUCGAGAUUGUUUCUGCAGCAGAUUGA
This is a messenger RNA of Triticum turgidum subsp. durum (durum wheat), 1251 nucleotides long. NCBI's taxonomy places the organism in Eukaryota, Viridiplantae, Streptophyta, Magnoliopsida, Poales, Poaceae. The record is from the annotation of a GenBank genome assembly.